Messenger RNA from Scheffersomyces stipitis CBS 6054, 2384 nucleotides. RefSeq lists its product as uncharacterized. The record is from RefSeq and is a predicted model, not a curated record. The coding region runs from base 294 to 2297 and encodes 667 amino acids. Gene Ontology annotation, molecular function: protein-macromolecule adaptor activity; ubiquitin protein ligase binding. Gene Ontology annotation, cellular component: cytoplasm; cytosol; plasma membrane. Gene Ontology annotation, biological process: ubiquitin-dependent endocytosis. The transcript has 3 exons. Lineage: Eukaryota; Fungi; Ascomycota; Pichiomycetes; Serinales; Debaryomycetaceae.
AAAUAUAACGAGACAUAAAUCUCGUGUGUCUGGCUGAAUAUAUUGUGAAGCAUAUAUAGCUAAGAGGUUGUUUGUGAUUUUCCCUACUGCUGAGACUCUCAACAUAUCUAGUUUUGCAUUUUAUGCUGGAUACUCAUCUGAUUUCAUCUGGCAAAUUUUGUUGAACCACAAUUCAUUCUUACGUUAUCAUUUGCGACACUCUUUUAGGAACCCUCAGACCCAAAGAUAUUACUAUACGAAUAGGUGUUUCAUUAGAAGACAUUUCAUAUAAGAGACUAAAAGAUACCUAAAGCAUGGCUCUUCUUUCGAGGGUACUUCAUCACCACUCCGACCGACCGGACAGGCGUGAGAGAUCGUCUUCGUUCCGAUCUAAUAGCAGCAGCAGCAGUUUUUCCAACUUGACACCAACUAGAUCCGGACCACCAUCUAUAAGUCAUUACUCGACAUCUCCCUCUUUUUCCAUAUCGGUAACGUUGGAAUCUCCUCCGAUUGUGUUGUACGGACAGCCUUCGGAGUCCACUGGUUCCAUUAUAUCCGGACUACUUAAUCUGUCGUCGGAAGCAGAGAUCGAUGUGGAGUCGGUUACGUUAUCGUUGGUUCAAACCAUCAGAUACACCAAACCUUUCUUGCUAGCCUCAUCUACGAUCUCAAAUUGUAAGGAUUGUACUACCAAGACGACCACUUUGGCCAGAUGGGAUGUGUUGACCACACGGUGCUCGUUUGCUGUAGGGAGUCACGCCUAUCCAUUCUCGCAUUUGUUGCCUGGAUCUUUACCAGCUUCAUGUAAAUUGGGAUCACCCAAUUCUCAGUCAUACAUCAAGUACGACUUGAUUGCCGUAGCCAAAAAAUCUAAUUCAAAUAGCGAAACCAUAGUCAAAUUGCCCAUCAACAUCUCGCGUCUGAUUCUCCGAGGUCCAGAUAGGAACUCUCUUAGAGUGUUCCCACCUACGGAGGUCACUGCCGCAGCAGUAUUGCCCAAUGUAGUAUACCCGAAGUCAACUUUUCCUGUUGAGUUGAAGUUGAAUUAUGUAGUUAAUGCUGCCGGGGAUCGGAGAUGGAGAAUGCGGAAAUUAACAUGGAAGAUCGAAGAAACGAUUAAGACUAGAGCAUCGUCAUGUGCCAAACACGAGCAAAAAAGAAGGGCGCUUGAAGCCCAUCAGAAGAAGAUACCUCCUCCAAAGGACAAUCCGGUAAACAGGGCAAGUAACCACCAUAGCAAUAUUCACACGAGUAUGUCUUUUCUAGCGCAUCCCAGAAACAACGGUCACCACAAUUUAAACGGUCCUGACAAUCUGGCUCCCGACGACAGCGAGCCUGUGACAGACGAUGUAGUGAACGAUGUCGAAGAAAUGAUUCGGAGUGGUCCGUCGCAUGCACACGAGAACUUCAUAGAAGAUUUUGGUUCGAACGGUAAUGUCGAAAGUUCGAGAUUGAGAUCGAAUCAAUUGCCAACAAGUAACAAUAUUACACCUGAGCCUACGCAGCAGGACUUAGGAGAGUAUUUGUAUAUCGAGGAAACUCGAGCUGUAUCCCAUGGUGAGAUCAAGUCUGGUUGGAAAUCAGAUUUCUCUGGCCGUGGAACCAUUGAGUUGGUUGCUGAUAUUAGCGCUUACAAUUGUUCUUCUGGGUUCAGUAAGAAUGUCACAAAGAUGAGCAGUGAUGAUGACAGAGUCGACGACCUUCAAAUAGGAUUACGUAACGGUGCCAAUAUCUGCUGUGAUAUGGACGACCCGUGCCUUGGAGUAUUUGUGUUCCACACUUUGAUCUUAGAAGUGAUUGUAGCUGAAGAAAUAGUUCACAAUUUGCAGCACAAGAGAACAGAAAGAUCCGAGGGAAUUCUAAACUUGACACCAGUAGACUCGAGUUCUUCAGCUCUUGUAGACGAAAAUGGAGCUCCUACCCCAACAACUGAAUUCAUACCCUCCACUACACCGUCACAGAUGGGUGUUCCUACAGGUGCUGCCAGAGUGUUGAGAAUGCAAUUCAAGUUGUGUGUAACUGAACGAUCUGGUUUGGGUAUUGCCUGGGAUGAUGAAGUUCCACCAACAUACGAAGAUGUGAGAACCUUGAGUCCUCCAACAUACACUCCAAAGGGUACACCGGUGACAGGUCCAGUAACUGGAUCGGUUGUAUCCGCAUCCCAAACGCCAGGACUGGGACGUGGUACACCCAACGUCCUUUACGGUGUUGGGGAGACUCCACUAAUGGGAAGCUUAGGACUCAACCGUGAGGUGCGCCCCUUGAACCUCGACGAGCUCGCGGAUCUUGAUGAGAGGAUCCAGGAGUUGUCAUUAUAGACUGAGGGGUUCAUUAUGACUAUUUAUGUAUAUAUUAACAUUACACCAGCAUAUGACACAUUUCAGUAAUAUAUGGUAUAUGAGUGG